AUGGGCAAUCUCAAACUUCUACCUUGUGAGCCAGCUGAUGCUGCUGAAAUAUUGGCUGGGCAGAUUGCUGCUUUCAGCAACCCUCAUGAACCAUUCUUCUUCGUAUUAUUUCCUGAAGAUGAAGAGAGAGAGAAAGCUGUGAAGAGAACUUUGGAUUGGUGGUUGGGUGAUAAGACUGCCCGAUACAUGAAAGUCGUUGAUGAGGAGAGGGCCAUAAUCAGUGCAGCAAAAUGGUGCAUUUAUGAAGAGCAAUUAACAGAAGAGCAAAUGAACGAGUCACUACAUGUCGACUGGCACAAAAGUCCGGACACAAAUGCCUGGGCAGAGUAUCUCAUUCACGAAAUCCAUUCUCGUCGUUUGCAAAGAACAAAGGGUGCUCGGUGUUGCGUUUUGGAUAUGAUGUCCACACAUCCUGAUCAUCAAAGAUGUGGGGCUGGUUCCAUGCUCGUGGAGUGGGGAAUAAAGAUAGCUGACUCUAUGGGAGUAGAGUCCUUCAUAGAAGGCACCAUUGCAGCCAAACAUUUGUAUGAAAGCUGUGGGUUCAAGGCAGUGCCUGAUGACUGGCUGUUCGUACCAGUGGCUGAGAAAUGGAAGGAUAGGCCAGAAAUCAAAUACUUCUUCUAUGAGAGAGCAGCCACAGGGUCAUAA
Messenger RNA from Mollisia scopiformis, 648 nucleotides. RefSeq lists its product as uncharacterized. Lineage: Eukaryota; Fungi; Ascomycota; Leotiomycetes; Helotiales; Mollisiaceae. The record is from RefSeq and is a predicted model, not a curated record. Gene Ontology annotation, molecular function: acyltransferase activity, transferring groups other than amino-acyl groups. Bases 1 to 648 code for a protein of 215 amino acids. The transcript has 3 exons.